Molecule: messenger RNA, 689 nt
Organism: Phycodurus eques (leafy seadragon)
Lineage: Eukaryota; Metazoa; Chordata; Actinopteri; Syngnathiformes; Syngnathidae
Gene: acp1
Product: acid phosphatase 1
Exons: 6
Coding region: 16-459 (147 amino acids)
Biological process (GO): protein dephosphorylation
Cellular component (GO): cytoplasm
Molecular function (GO): non-membrane spanning protein tyrosine phosphatase activity; acid phosphatase activity
Source: RefSeq, a predicted model, not a curated record
UACGUUCCAGGCAAAAUGGCGGCCUCAAGCAGCAAAUCUGUCCUGUUUGUCUGUCUGGGGAACAUUUGCAGGUCCCCCAUUGCGGAGGCUGUCUUCAGGAAGAUGGCAACCGAUGCAGGCGUCGUUGACAAGUGGAGGAUAGACAGUGCCGCCACGUCGACCUAUGAGAUAGGAAACCCGCCCGACCAUCGCGGUCUAGCCUGCAUGAAGAGGCACGACGUGCCCAUGAGACACGUGGCUCGGCAGGUGACGAAUGAUGACUUUAUGAACUUUGAAUUUAUUCUCUGCAUGGAUGAGAGCAAUAUGAGCGACUUGAAACGUAAAGGCAACGCGGUGAAGAAUCAGCGGGCAAAAAUCGAACUGCUCGGUACAUAUGAUCCGCAGAAGCAGCUGAUCAUCAAAGAUCCCUAUUAUGAUGACACUCCUCAUUCCCUUUUUUCGUCUGCAGGGAAGCGAUGAAGACUUUGAAAAGGUGUACGAGCAGUGUCAACGAUGCUGCGAGGCGUUUCUUGAGUCGAACUCGUAGCGUUGUCGCUCGCCAGAUGGCCGUCGUCAAGGCAUUCUUUGGCCACAUCGUUUUGGAGGAAAAAACUGCCAGAACGCGAACAGGUUUUUGUGUUUUCACUCAUUCUGACCACAUUGUUGACUUCAACAACAAUGCCUGUGUUGAAAUAAACCAUUACAACUCA